CCAAGCGCUUCGGACCUCCCACGCUGGACUCUGCAACCGGAAGUGUGAGCUGGAGACGGCCGUCAAGACACUCUUCAGCCUUAGUCCUAUCUAUCGUCGUUCGCAAUGGCGCCGAGCGACCCUUCGCGCCCGUCCGGGCCCACGCCACUGAUUGAUGUGUCUGGCGAUGCGUCCAUGUCGCAUGUCGCCGGUUCGUCCUCUGCAGCGGGAAAGAAGAAGAAGCACCGCGGCGGUAAGAAGAGGCGCAACCGUCGCCAGUCGUUCGCUGCGAAUGCGGACCUGGGCCACGACGAUGGCAGCGGUGACCGCCCAACCCUCGAGGACAUCGCCGCCCACGGCAACUCGCGCGGCAGCACCAGCUUCUAUGGCCUUUCGCGUAACCUCAGCAACACCAGUUUAGAGAGCGAGGCGCUGCUGGAUCACCGCGAUCAUCAGCCGGUGCGCGCGCGUCGACAGAGCGUCACCGCGACCUCAAUAUAUGCGCCGCGCGCCAGCCAGCAGUUCAACAACUCUCCCGGCCGUCUUAAUGUGCCCGUAUCUUUCGGUAAAUCGAGACUGUCUGGCACCCCCGAGGCCACCUACAGCGAUCACGACGAUGACGCCGACGACCGCACCCCAUUGAUGAUGGGCUCUCCUCGAGACAACAGGAAAGGGAACAGCUAUGGCACAAGCGCAGGGGGUCUGGGGUCUAAGAAGCGGAGACCGAGCACCGGUAGCGGCAGCGGCAAGCAUCGACCUGCCAUGUUCGCGCACCAUUCGCAGACCAACAUCACCGAGGGCUACAACGUCAAUAACCCGCCUUCUGUACCUACAAGCCCUGUCUUCGAGUCCAACCCUGGGCUUGACGACGUUGCGCUCCCAAUUGACUUGGGAUGCUCUCCGGAGCCAGGAAGAUCUCGAGAUGCCUUGAUAGACAUCGACGGGCCUGCAGAAGGGUCGAUGUCGGCGUCUCCAAAGCAAGGCGAAUUCCAUCGCCGCAUGACUCAGUCCUUCGCAGCCGAUGACGAUGUCUGCUUUCCGCACGAGGGAAUGUCCGAGCUGGGCCAGCAAGACUACCUCAACGAUCCGACAGGUGAGCCUACGAGUCGCCGCCGUCGCCGACGUUGGCCUGAUCUCGAGGUGCUGUCAUCCUGGUCGCACGAAGAGAAGGAACAGCGAACCAUGGAGGGCAUCCGUCUUCGCAAAGUCAGCGAACCGCUAAUGGUAGACGGCCGGCUGCGUCCACGCCAGCGCCAAUGGCACCGCGAGGCUGAGGACGUCCCGUUUCGCUUUACCUACUUCAACGAAACCUUCGACAACACCAUCCACAGCCAGACCAUCAGUGAGCUAUUGCAGCCCGGGCAGACCUUCAAGGAUCUUUUUAUCCCCGACCCUGUCGAGCUUGAAGACAGCAGCGAUGACGACUCAGACCAGGAGGACGCCCCUCGCACAAAUACGAAUGGCAUCUCCAGGCCAACAGCGCUGUCGCCUUCGAACACGAUCGACAAGACAUCUUCGAGUGAGCAGACGCGUGCGAACACCCCAAAACCCCAGGCCGAACCAAACGCUAGAAGCGACGAUAGACAAAAGCGGUACGGCCCUCGACCGGCUUGGUGGCUCGACGUCAUGUCACCCACCGAGACCGAGAUGAAGGUCAUUUCAAAGACUUUCGGCAUCCACCCCCUGACUUCUGAAGAUAUCCUCAUGCAGGAGCAGCGUGAAAAGGUGGAGUUGUUCAAGCAUUACUACUUUAUCAACUACCGCACUUUCGAGCAAGACCAGACUAGCGAGGACUAUCUGGAGCCAGUCAACCUUUACAUUGUCGUUUUCCGCGAAGGCGUGAUCAGUUUCCAUUUUUCCAUGACACCACAUCCAGCCAACGUGCGACGUCGCAUUCGACAGUUAUCUGACUACCUUGUGCUGUCGCCCGACUGGAUCUCAUAUGCCAUGAUCGAUGACAUUACCGAUGCAUACGCACCUUUGAUCCAAAAUAUCGAGGAAGAGGUUGACGAUAUCGACGAGGCCAUCCUCCGUCUUCAUAACGCUGAAGAUGACGAUAGCUCAGACUCAGAUGAGUACGACGAAAAGCAGAGUAAUCAGAAGAGCGGCCGUGACAUGCUGCGUCGUGUUGGCGAAUGCAGAAAGAAGGUCAUGAGCCUGUACCGUCUGCUGGGCAACAAGGCCGACGUCAUCAAGGGGUUCGCGAAGCGCUGCAACGAGCACUGGGAUAUCGCGCCGCGCAAUGAGAUUGGCAUGUACCUGGGCGAUAUUCAGGAUCAUAUCAUCACCAUGACAGGCAAUCUGAGUCACUACGAAAACCUCCUAUCGCGAGCGCACAGCAACUACCUCGCGCAAAUCAACAUCCGCAUGAACGAGCGCCAAGAACAAACCUCCGACAUUCUCGGCAAGCUUACCGUCCUCGGUACCAUUGUCCUACCCAUGAACGUCGUUACUGGUAUCUGGGGCAUGAACUGCAUCGUCCCAGGCCAGGACGUCGAGAACCUCAACUGGUUCUUCGGCAUCACAGGAGGCCUCGUCGCCUUUGGUCUGCUGUGCUAUCUGAUUGCGAAGAGGGUGUACGGCAUCGUCUGAUCCGCGUUACACUUGUGCGGCGUUCGGGUGUGGGAGUUGCAUGGCAUCGCAUGGCGUGGCGUGUCUAGACUUUUGGGAUAAGACUGUUUUGUAUCGUCGUACAUCAGGCUGGCUCUAUACUUGCACAUAUACACAGGCUGGCGUUGGGCGUUAUUGCAUACACCUGCGCGAUCAUGCUGUUGUUGUACUGAAUGAACUCUC
This is a messenger RNA of Boeremia exigua, 2772 nucleotides long. RefSeq lists its product as uncharacterized. Gene Ontology annotation, cellular component: plasma membrane. Gene Ontology annotation, molecular function: magnesium ion transmembrane transporter activity. Bases 106 to 2571 code for a protein of 821 amino acids. The record is from RefSeq and is a predicted model, not a curated record. The transcript has 2 exons. NCBI's taxonomy places the organism in Eukaryota, Fungi, Ascomycota, Dothideomycetes, Pleosporales, Didymellaceae. Gene Ontology annotation, biological process: magnesium ion transmembrane transport; intracellular magnesium ion homeostasis.